Molecule: messenger RNA, 1056 nt
Organism: Meira miltonrushii
Lineage: Eukaryota; Fungi; Basidiomycota; Exobasidiomycetes; Exobasidiales; Brachybasidiaceae
Product: Sec20-domain-containing protein
Exons: 1
Coding region: 1-1056 (351 amino acids)
Biological process (GO): retrograde vesicle-mediated transport, Golgi to endoplasmic reticulum
Cellular component (GO): endoplasmic reticulum; SNARE complex
Molecular function (GO): SNAP receptor activity
Source: RefSeq, a predicted model, not a curated record
AUGUCACAAAUCGGACAGGCAUCACAGCAGGACGAAUUCUCUCUACCGAAUCAUAUUCAACGACUUUUCAUCGAUGUUGAAACUCAUCAGAUCCCUAACCUAGUCUCUGUCGAUAAAUCAAACUCACUCGACGAUGCCGAACGAGAAUUACACCAAACACUUCGAAGGAUAGAGAAUGAAUUGGGAAUGUGGGAAAUUGACGUUCGAGAUGCAGGUAGGAAUGCAUAUGAGCGUCAAUCAUGGCAAAGAGUGCUGCAAGAAGCGAAUGUAAGGUUAUCGAACGUACAACGACUGACAAAGAAGAGUCUCAUAGAGGCGAGAAAACAACAGCGAAGUGCUCAGCCAAUCAGUGCACAACAAGCUCGCAAUGCUUUAUUUGGGGACAUGGCUGGUAGUGAAGAGGAACGAAAGCGAAGAAGGGACGGAAGAAUACAGAACCAAACAGCAGACGAACAACUCAUGACUGCAUCAGGAGAUGUGACUGCAGCAUUGCAACGUGCGGUCAAGUCCAUGUCAACCGAACUGGAAAAGUCAUCCUAUUCUGCUCAAUUGCUGGAUGAAUCAACGAUCUCGAUUCAACAAGCAACGAUACAGUAUACCUCAUUCACCGAUCUAGUUGCCUCUUCGCAAAAGUUGAUCAGAAGUAUGGAACGUGCUGAUAUGGUGGACGCAGCAUUUCUAAUCUUUUCAUUUCUCUUCUUUAUCGGCUGCAUUAUCUACAUUCUCAAAGUACGAAUUUGGGAUCGUGGUGUUGGAUUGUUGUCUUUCAUGUUUAGGAUCUUCAGUUUGACAUCAAGUAGAUCACCUGCGGACGUACAAGAAAAGCUCAAGCUCGCCAAAGAAGCCGCUUCUGCCUCGAGUAAAUCCAUCGCAGCUCAAUUGACAGCGAGUGCGCUGAGUGCUUCCGCUGCUGCUUCUGCUGCGGCUAUUGCUGCAUCGCAAUCAGCGCAACAGGUGAAGCAGCAUACUGUCAUAUCAGCUCCUGACUCAACAGCUCCAGUCUCACUUGAGGACAGAGUGGGUAUUGAUGUAGAGCGAACCCAUGAUGAGCUUUAG